AUGUACCAAAUUUUGAAGACACUCAAUAAAAAAUUUAUAUUAAAAAAUAUUUAAAAGCUAUUCUUUUUGAUUUAAAAAAUGCAGACAUAAGACUAAGGAUACUCUGAGAAUACAUAAAUAACUAAAUCUGGAAGAAAGCUAAAGUUCGGUUUACUAUUUGUUGGUGAUAAUGUUCCUUCAGAUUAGCUCGAAGACUAUGAAGUUGCUAUUACAGAAGAUGGGUUGGGCUUAAGAAAAAUAUAAGUCUGUUCAAGUAAGGAACUUUAUAGUGAGGUACUAGAAAUUAUGAGAUGGGCUUAUUAGGAUUUUUUGAAAAAAAGAAAUGAAAAUAGUAAAAGUGUUAUCUAGAAUAUAGAGAUGGAAGAUUUUAAGUAAGUAAAUUAGAGUGUUCCAUCUAGUAAAUAAGAGUAAAUGUUAAGCUUUGAUCAAAUAUUAGAUUUUAGAAUGUAUUAAGGAUAUGGAUAUGUAAAAAUUGAGAAUUUCAAAGAAUGCAUCUAGUACUUUUUUAAUAAGAGAAAUAAAACUUGUAAUUUUUAGUUUGUUAAAUACUUGCAUUAGAAAAAAAAACUGUCAAAAAUACUUUCAAUAAUUCCCUUAACACCCAGGAAGUAAGUCUAUGAAGAACAUGAAAAAAAGUUACAAGAAACAAUUAAAAGGCAAGAGUACCUUUUAAAACAUUAAAGUACCGACAAAGAAUAAAUAAAUGAGAACAAAUAAAAAUACAAAUUUCUUAGCUUUGAUGAGCAAUUUAAAAAAUUUAUAGCAGAAACAUCAAGCAGUUCUUCAGGUGAGCUUUCACCUUAACCACAAAAUAAUUAAUCUGCAAAUAAAAUAUACUCUUAAAUAAAUACUUAAAUUGCUAAAACUAAUUUUGCUUCUGAAAAAAAAUUGAGCCUAAAAGAGCAAAGCAUUGAAAAAUUUGAGAAUUAUCAAAAGAAUAAUUUUAACAAAAUCCACUUAAAGGAUGAAGCAUUAUCAAAAAAUGCAUAAAUAAAGAAAGUACAGCCAAAAGUACAAUUUGCUUAAGAAAUCAUAAAAAAAGAUGAGAUGAAAUUACAACUAUAAUAAUAAAAUAAAAUUUUAGUUUAGUAAUAAAAUGAAUGGAUUGGAGGUUAAUAAUUAUUUUAGCCAAAUACUUAUAAGCACUAUUGUUAAAAUGAAGAAAGAGAAAUUAUUCAAAAUUAAACAGCUAAAAGUAAAAAAAGGUUUGUAAAUUAAUAAGAUCAAAUUUAAUAGCAAGAUUGUUAAUCAAUACCUUAAAGGUAAUUAGGUGUUCCAAAAUUUUGUGGCGAAUCUCUAUAAUGUUAUCUAGGAAAUAAUAGCAUGAAUUAAAAGAAUGAAAAUUAAGAAAUUUAAUACUCCGAAUAAAAAUACAUUAAAUAAAUUAAAGAAUAGUAAUCAACUAGUAUAAAUAUUCCAAAUUAAGGGCAUAGAGUUUUUUAAUAAAAUUUACAACAGGAAGUAGUUAAAUAAAUCCACCCAAGUAGUACUAUCAAUUUUAGUGAAUUUAAUUAUAACAUUUAGUGUCAUAAUGAGAAUAACCAUGAUUAUCGCUUAAAAGAUUAAAUAAGAUAAGUUAGCAAUUCCAAAUACUAAGUCUUCUCUAGAUUGUAAGAUUAAUAAUUUUAAAAUUAGCCAACAAAUUUAAUCAAUAAUAAUCAAGAUAUUUUUGCUUAAACCAAAAAUUUUAUCUCCUAAAAGUAACAAUAAAACAAAUAAAAUUUUGAAGACUCUAAUGAGUUAAAUCAAGCAAAAAAUUCAAAUUUUUUUUAAGAUAACCAUUUUAUGUCACAUUAAAAGGGCAAGUUAUCAGCUUAAAAAUAAAAUCCUUUUAAAAGUAUGCAAAAAUAAAAUUUCAGAAGCAGAGAAUCCUCCUCAGAAACUACUCAGAAUUCUAGUAAAAUAAAUUCAAAUUCAAAUAGAUUACAGUCUUAACUAAAAAUAGGAGAUAAAGUUUAAAAAUGUAGUAAAAAAUUUGUGUUUUCUUAAAUUUUAAAGCAACAAGAUAGUGAAAUUAUAGAAGAUGAUAUUGUAGAAGUAGGCAAAGAAUGA
Messenger RNA from Tetrahymena thermophila SB210, 2052 nucleotides. RefSeq lists its product as hypothetical. The record is from RefSeq and is a predicted model, not a curated record. The transcript has 2 exons. Lineage: Eukaryota; Ciliophora; Oligohymenophorea; Hymenostomatida; Tetrahymenidae.